CCAAGCCCUCAUAUGCUUUAAGUAUAAAUGGGGUGACUUUCUGCUGGAAACUCAGGGAGUCAUUCAAAACAGACUUUGUAGUCAGUUCAUACAUUACUACUUUCUGAUUAUUACAGAGGAACCAUGUCUCACCACUCCGCUCAUAGCCACUCUGUCUCUGGACACAAGAAAUUCAGUUCAUCAUCUGCUUGCUUACCCUCAGUGAGCAAACACAGUGCUAGUUCUUUCACUUCGAAGAAAGUGUCCAUAGGUCACAAAGUUCUGCCAAGUUUUAGUAGCAAGAGCGUGUAUAGUGUUGUGUCAGGUGGACACAAGAUUUCUGCUGGAGGUUACAGAUCACUUCAUAGAGGACAUGGACAUGGAGGAUCUGAUAUUGGACAUGGAUAUUUUGGAUCCAGCUAUGGAUUUGGAGCACCAUUUUGCCCUGGGGGUAUCACCUCUGUCACAGUGAACCAAAGUCUGCUGUCUCCUCUCAAUUUGGAGAUAGACCCACACAUCCAAAGAGUCAGGACAGAUGAGAAGGACCAAAUCAAAGGUCUCAAUAACAAGUUUGCUUCCUUCAUUGACAAGGUAAGAAUGUUGUUUAUUAGCAGUAAAGUCUCUGUGUGUCUCUUCAUUCCAUUGAAAAGCUGCCAAUUCCAUGAUAUUGUAAUAUGCAGUUGUUCAGAAUCAGCUAGAUAGUUAUAGCUUAAAUGUUAAAGCUUUGGUACCAAUAUGUUAUUAAUAUUGUUGGGAUUAAAGGAACACUCAAAACACCUAAGGCACUUUAAUAUUAAACCGUUUUGUGUGAAGAGUGUGUCCUCUUUUUCCAUUUUACAAAAAGUACAGAUUUAAAUACAAAUUCCCACUUUUAUAAAUUAACCUUGUUACCCCCACCCGUUCUUGGUUGUUUAGCUCAAUGGUACUGAAGUUAGUAGCCAGGCAAUUGUCCAGAGCACCUACUUUACAAAGAUGGCUCAUUGAGCAUUGGGAAGUCUGUGAUAGGACAGCAACUAAAAUCUGGGCUGGGCUUGUAAAGGCUGCAGACAAGAGAUCUACAGCUUUUGAAAGGUGUUUUUUUUUGCUUUUGAAAGUAUAACCCCAAUAAAAAGAUGCAUAAUUAAUUGUAUACAUGUAUUUAUUGGGUCUAUAUUUACUAAAUAAUAUGUAUGUAUUUAUUUAUUUUGUAUGAAGCAGUGAAGGGCCUCUUUAAAGCUUAUAUUGCAAGUGUCCAUGCACUUCUAUGUGCAAGAGGAGAAUAGAUCAACUUACUCUUAAUCUUUGUACACUAGAUAUUUGCCAGACAGUUUUUGGAGGUAUGCAGGCUAUUUGUUGCUACAGUGGAUUCCUGACACACUAGUGAUUUCUACAAACCUCUUCAAAGCUUUAAACUGCCAUUGCUCAGCUCUGUUGCUUGGUGCCAUUCUUGAUGAAUGCUGGUAUUAGCCAUGCCACUAAUAAUUUGCUGCUUUCAAACAGCAGUGACAAUUCUCAAUAUAGGGAGGCAUGGAACACAUGCUAGAGGUGAAUAUACUCUUGCUAGAGCUGAAUUUUCUCUCACCAGUGGCAAGUGGGCAAGUUGAAAUUUGAAGCCUUAGAUGUCACUAUAACAUUUGACAGAUUCGCCAAACUCUGGCCCUCGAGAUGUGGCUGAACUACAACUUCCAUGAUUCUCUGGUCAUCAAUUUCAUCUAAAGAAUCAUGGGAGUUGUAUUCCAGUAACAUCUGGAGGGCCAGAGUUUGGAGAAUCCUGCUAUAUGGUAUAAAACAGGCUUCCCCAAACUCCAGCCCUCGAGAUGCUGCUGAACUACAACUCCCAUGAUUCUCAGUCUAUCUAUUUCAUUCAUAGAAUCAUGGGAGUUGUAGUUUAGCAACAUCUGGAGGGCCAGAGUUUGGGGAAGCCUGAUAUAAAACAACAAAAUAUACACAAGGGAAAUGUACUAUUUUACUACAGAGGCAAGAAACAAACUAUUUCAAACCUGGAUUCAUAUUUAUACCAGCAAUGCAAUUUACUUAUUUCUUAUAGUGUUUUUUCAAAACACUGAUAUAAAAAUAAAAUGGUAUGGAGUGAUAUUAACCCCUUUAAUGCAGAGGUAAAUUGCAAUAAGUAAAGCUAGUAUCAAGGAUACAUCAAAAAGGCAGAAUAGACGAGGAAACAAGCCAAUAAUGUGUAUUACCUGUUGUCUCAGUCAUACUAACUUGCUAUGACUGGAGCCAUAUUUUUUUUACUUUAGAAUUGCAUUGGCAACUGUCAUUGUAGGGAUACAUAUAUUUAAUGUGGGAAUGAUCAGAAUUUAAAAGGUCUGAAACACACAAUCACUUACUUAUUAGUACUGUACUCUUAUGGGCACAGGAGAAACUAACAGGAGAAAGUAAAUAUAUUUUACUAAGAACUUGCAGAGCAAAUUGACCCAAUUGCCCUAAGUUAUUAAAAACUGAGGAGUUUUAUCAAGAUUUGCAGAGGACUUCAGAUUAUUAUUAUUUUUUUAAAUGCAGAGAUGCCCCAAGUGAGGGGCAAUAAUGUGGUUAUAUGAGUAGAAAAAUGUCUUACAGAAAACAUCGUAGAAAAAAGAAUUGGAUGGAAGUGGGCAGAAAGGUGUAGACUCUACCUUUACAGUCUAGAAAUCAGCUCUCAGUACAGGAUCCCCUGACAAACCAGUUCUGUCAUAACCAUAUACAAACAUAAAAUAAAGCUUACAGCAGCAGUGGCCUAGUAUUUAACAGCUCAAAAUACAUAAUAGAAACAAAGAGAAAGUUACCUGUGCCACGUCAAGGCAAGCCUCAAUAGGUGAGUUCCUACACUAGCCAUUAGAUAUGCUGAUAUCAGUCAAGAAUCUCCAAUAAGACAGGAAGGAGUAUUUUAUAAACCCUUUCACAUUUAAUGAUUUAUAGGGCUUCUGCACAUACAAUACACAUUGUUGGUAUCAGCUAAAUGGCAAAUUUCUCUGUUGAGACGGGAAGGGGUGCUGCCCCUACAUACUUAAAAAUGGCUAGUGUAGGACUUACAUUGUGAGGCUUGCAUUGAUGUGGCAGGUGAGCUUAUAUUCAAAUGGCCAUUGGAAUGAAACUAAAGAGCCUCCAUUUUGUUUAAAUGUACGUAGGGAUUUGGGCCAGAGCGCAGGCAACUUUCUCUUUAUUUUUACUCUGUCAUAUUCAUGCUGAUUAGAGCUACAAUGAGAAUAUUAUAUUAAUAUGAGGAAAGAAUGUCAUGAUACUAGAAAUGCGUUUUCCCAGACUCUUCAAAUUUGCACUGAGCUACCACCAAAUCAAGCAGUGACUCAGCUCCAUAAACUUUGUAUAUACUGCUCUUAGCUUGUCCCAUAAGCAUUGCUAACAGCUUAGCUUCAAGGUCUAGACACUCAGUCAUAGUAGUAUACACAAAAACAUCCCACACUCUCGCAUCCAAUCCAAGUGCUCCAGGCCCAGGGUUGGCAAAUCCCAAUUUAGCAUAUAUGAAGAAAGUCAGGUCCAGGCACACAGGAUACUGCAAAAAGCAGAUUUAUUGGAACAAAGGGCAACGCUUUGACCUACACAGAGUCCUUUGUCGAGCUGUCCUGACAACAUGAGCAAAAGUGGGAACACUACAGAUGGAACAGCUCAAGAAUGGUGGGCUUAUAGAAUAAAACAAAUUAUUAUAUAAAAAAAAUAAAAGAAGACCAAUUUGAAAAAAAAUAACUACCCAGCAUAAAUAGAUGUAUCCUAUCCUAACCAAUGUAGCAAACAUGUGAGUGCCUAGAAAUUGCAACUUUAAACAAACUAAGCAAAGUAUAUCUCACAGGAGUGAAAUUCUCCAACUUGUAUCACUUUAAUAUAUUUCUCCUGAAAACAGAGCUGUCACUUUUCAGUACUUCAUAAAGAUAUAAUCGUGAAAGCUGAAUUCAGUGAAAUUCAAAAGCAUUCCAAAGUUAUCAAAAGACAAGGUAGGGACUUCUUGGCCUUAUGGUAAAGCCUGAGGUUGACAAAAGUUGACAAAAGAAAAAGAAGGGCUCAUAUGACAGCUUUUGUUCAAUCCGAUGGCUGUGGGGUUCAGACAUCAAGAGUACAGCACUGACGUGGCUCCUGGCAACUGAAAUGCCAGAAGUUGAAGAGGACCUGGAGCUUUAACAUGUGGGGGCUGUGAGGAAUAAUUGAAGGUCAUUAAAACCCCAUGGCUACCGGACUCACACGGGAUCUGUCCGUUUUGUGGGUCUUUGCAAAAUUUGCAAAAUAAACCAACAAACUGACAGAUCCGCUUUAAGACUUUCAGCAUAUGCUAUCAAAAUGUUUUGUAUUUUGUUAUUAAAGCAUAUCCCUGUGAGACAUAACUCUAAAAAAGAGCCAUAAAAGUUUCUAACUAAAUCAAAUCUAAAGUAAAAUAUGAGAUAUAAUUGUUCCAAGUAUAUAUAAAUUGCCAUUAAAACAACCAGAAAUCUAGAAAUUAAAUUCAACAAAAGUGCAUUCAACAAAAUGUAAGCUAUAAGACAAAUCUGAAUGUAAUGUCAAUUAGUUAUUACAAAUAAUAGCAGAUUCAAGCUUGUGAUGUUCAUUAUAUAAAAAUCCAACAAAUGUUUUAUAUUUCUAACAAAUACAAUUAAAUCGGCAAUGUCACUGUCGGGGGACUUUGCCAGAUUUGCUAAGUCCUCUGAUGGUAACAUCGCUGCUGAUGGUCCAGUGGACACAGGUGGCAGGUAAGGGUGAGAUUACUUACCUUAACUUAUCCCUCAUGGGUGCUGCCAUCUUGUUCGCACUGCCUCUCUGGUGCUGGUGCUUUAGGAGCAUGCAUGAGAGUAAAGGAUUGAGGCCUAUGGGAAAUUCUGCAAGACUUCAUAGGACCAGCCAAUAGCCUGCAGCCAUCCCUACUUUGUCUCUGUAUUUAUCUUAGUUGGGCUGGAAUUUCAGUGAAAUUCCAACCUAACUACAAUGAAUAUUUCAUAAAAAUUCUAUCUUUAUAAAAUACCAAUUUUUAUUAUGGGGUGACAGUGUGUCAAGAAAUACUGGGAUCCUAUACGCAGAGUGUAAUAGAAUAGUAGUGUACUGGACCUUAGAAUGGCUGGGUUGACGUCACAAGGACAGAGAGUAAACAGGGGCAAGACGAGAUCACGGGAGCCAGAAGUCAAGAAAAACGAGGGUACAAAAGCCGAGUAAAUGGAUAACAGAAGGAAGAGCAAGCCAUAGUCAAAACCAAGAAUACAAUACUAGUUUUGUUAUCUUUAAUAACCAGCGUAGUUCACUCAGUAAAUGACACCUUUCAUUCUUCAAUUCUUACAGAUUACAUCAACAUUUUAAAAAAAAAUAGAUGAAUUAAAUAAUUAUCACUAUAAAAAUUGUGGCUUACUACACCCUACCUAACAGCUAAAACAAAUAAAAUUAGAAGAUGGAUGAAAAUCACAGGUUUACCACAUAAAUCUUGCCUAUUGGACCAUUGGUCAUUGAUUCAUGAUUGGUUAGUUCACUGUUCUUAAAAGAUGCCUACAGAAAGUAUCAAGAAAAAUGUCAUGUUAUCUCAGCUUUAAAUAGUUAUUCAGAGGAUAUGUUUCUAGAACUCUUGCACAAUACAAGAUUAGCAUUAAACUGUGAAAAAAAAACCCUUAUCACUGAAAUGUUUAAAUGCAUAUUCAAUUACUGAAAAUAAUAGCGUGUUUAGAAUUCUUUUUAUCUCGGCUUAACACUUUUUACAUAUAUAUUUAUAUGUUUUUCCAUAUUUUAUGUUUCAGGUGAGAUUUUUGGAACAACAGAACAAGAUCCUUGAAACUAAAUGGACUUUGCUGCAAGAGAGAAAACCUAUUAAACACAACAUUGAACCUCUGUUUGAGGCUUAUAUCAGCAACCUCAGGAGACAGCUAGAGUGUCUGGGAAGUGAAAAGGCCAGCCUUGAGUCUGAACGACGAACCAUGGAGGAGGCUGUGGAAGAUUUCAAGAAAAAGUAAGAACCUUUUCUGAUUAACGAUAGAUGGUCGCAAAUAGAUAGAUUGAUCUUUGAUCAAUGGGAGUUUAAGAAAAUAAUGUAAAUAUUUCAUAUCUAAAUCAUCAGAUUUGAAGAGGAGAUCAACAAACGCACUGCUGCAGAGAAUGAAUUUGUUGCACUCAAGAGGGUGAGCGAUUACAGAUGUGACUUUUAUUAUUGAGACAAGUAACAUUUGAUGAUGGUUUGUAACUGUGCAAUCAAAUCUUUCUUGCAGGAUGUGGAUGUUGCUUUCAUCAGUAAAGCAGAACUUCAAGCAAGUGUGGACUCAUUGACUGAUGAGAUCAACUUCCUGAGAGCUCUGUAUGAUGCGGUAAAAAAACACUAUUUCAUUUAUUCGAUGAUGAAAAAAUAUAUAUUUUAGAGGAAACAAACCCAAUUUUAAAUUGUAUGACUUCACAGAAAAUAUAUAUAUUUUUGACUAUUAAAAAGUUGUUAAUUCUGGAAAAAUGUGUAUCCAGAUAGAAGUUAAUUUAGGUAAAAUAAUAGAACACUCAAUUACAACUUGUUUCCUUGUGCAUCUUCCUUCUAGGAGAUAGAACAACUGCAAGCUCAAAUUGCCGAUAUUUCAGUGGUUGUGUCCAUGGAUAAUAGCAGGCAUCUGGACAUGGACUGUAUUAUUGCUGAAGUGAAAUCUCAGUAUGAGGAAAUUGCGAACAGAAGCAGAGCUGAAGCAGAAGCCAUGUACCAAUCAAAGGUAAGUCAAUCUCACUGAACUCUGUGCAAAUCUAAAUUAUAGAAGUGGAAAAAAGUUGGAUAGUCUACGUAGAGAUAAUUUCUGGCUCCAGAAACCAAAAGGUGGUCAUAUGUAUGCACAAGGGGUGUGCCAGGUGUUCCCAAGCAAAUCCUAAUGAGGACCAAUUUGUCCCCUCUGUCCCCAAUUCAGUUCUCUGGUUCUCUUUUGCAUGCAUUUGAGCUAGUUUUCAUGUUUUUAAAGAAAAAGCCAUCAUCAAUUUUUUGGUAUACAGCUGGUUCUUUAUGGACAAAAAAAAAUGUAUUUUUUUAAAUUGUUAUUUUUUAAGUUAGGUUUUGAAUGUCAGGUUUCUCUGGAUGCAAUACCCUAAUGUAAAGUGCUGUGCACAUUUAAGAACAUGAUGGAGGUUUGAAGAAUAGACAUGAAUAAAUGAUCAAUUUGGGUAGCAUUAUUGGCCAACAAUUAUAGAUAAAGAGCUUUCCUCAUCUCUGAGGUCAGGUGUAUGAAUGUCCAGGGACAAUAAAUGUAGAGUUAAACAAGAUCUCUAAAUUGAACUUGACAUAUAAUUAUUAUUAAUCUAUUUUAUUAUUACUUAACUCUGCAGUACGAGGAGCUGCGUCUGACAGCAGGUAAACAUGGUGAUGACCUGCGUAGCACUAAACAUGAGAUCGCUGAACUCACCCGACUUAUCCAGAGACUCAAAGGAGAAAUCGAGAGCAUAAAAGCCCAGGUAAAACACACUAACUACAUUAAGAUUUGAUUCACUAUUUAAUUUUCUCUGCUUAAGUUGGAGAAAAAAAACAUUAUUUUUCUGGAGGACACCACACAAAUAUGUUUGCUUUCACGUUAUGAGCAGAUCAUAUUGGAAUAGGAAUCCAAGAUCAGCGUGCAUGUUCUUAAAGCAGCAAAAAUAUAUACAUUUCUACUGUUGUGUUAGUGUUCGUGCACAGAAUUUAUACUUUUCUCCUAAUUGCACGUAGAAAAAAAUAAUUGGAUGACAGUUGAUUCCCUUGGUUUGGUGGGUGAAACUACUUCUCGUAGCUAAGGCCCUUAGGGGAUGCUAAGGAUAAAGGGGCACAUGGCUCACAAACAUCUAAUGUCGUAAUAAAGUCAUGUUAGCUAUACAACAAAGUUUUAUUUGGAUGUUUUAUCAGGUGUACCAGAAAUUUAACAUUUUUAAUAAUGAUACAAAAGAAGAUAUUUUGAAAUAGUUGUAUGGAAAUAUAAGGUAGGGCGUGGGAGAGCUGGAGCUAGGGUAUUUAAUUUUAUUAGUCACUAUUUUACAUUGAUGUAUUUUACUGCUUGUACAGGUGUUCAUACAUACCUGUACAUAAUUUCUCUAAUUAUUAAUCAUCUGUCAGCAGAGCUAGCGAAUAGGAACAAAGUACAGAAUAUUGUACUGAAAUGCGUGAGAUUAAGGAUGGGUGGUUUUAUAGCUUGCAAUGAACUAUUUUAUAAAACUUUGAAAUACUACAAACAGGUGACUCAACAUUUAACACACAACUGACAACUCUAAAUAAUUUCAGGUUUUCUGUAUUUUUUUAUUUAUUUUUUUAAAUAAUUUAUGAUGAAAAAAAAAAAUCCUGAAUUAAAUAUACUUUAUGGAUUAUUCAUUUAACAACGAAUGAAUGAAUGAAAAUUAGAAAUAGUAUAUUUAAGCCGAAAAUGUAAUAUUGAGAAAAAUGUUUUUGUAAUGUCAUUCAUUUAUUUUGGAGCAAAAUUUUAUGUUUGGUUUCAAAUCUCCAACAAUGCAUGUUUUAUAUAAUACGUCCAACAAGCCAAAUGAGAAGAGCCAAGAGCCAUGGAAAAAUGAGCACAUAGAGAGAGAAUGUUUACAGUUCAGGCAGUGUAGGAACAACAAACUCACAUCUCAUUAUCAACCUGAUUUUUAACACUGAUAAAUUGAUCAUCUUUGUUAAAUGUUCCUCAUCUGUUUGAUCUGCACAAAAAGAUAUAUAAGAAGAACAUUUAAAUUCAAAUAUAACUUCUUUAUUAUCAACGUUUCAGUUAGACUGAGCUAACCUUCUCCAGGACAGAUAUAUAUAUAUAUAUAUAUAUAUAUAUAUAUAUAUAUAUACACUUUUCUCUCCAGCCUGAUUAUCCAUUUUUCUGUCUGUCUGUCUGUCUGUCUGUCUGAGUCCUGUACAAUCUGUCUAUUUUCCUUUACAUCUGUCUGACUGCCAGUCAGUCAGUCUAUUUGUCUAUCAAUGUUUCUGUUUUAAUCAUCCGUCUGUCUGUAUUACACAGGAAGUUUUCAUUGUGAUACAGUGUAUGUAAUGUAUACAUAUAUAAUACUCUUACACACAUGCAUGCAAUGUGAUAUAUAAGUAGCCAUAGGUACAAAAUAAUCACCAUGAAUCAAAGACCUGUAUGUUGUGCCUUAUACAAAAGUAUCUAUUUAUGUGAUCAACCUGCAGCAACUUGCCAAUUAAAUAGUGUAUUAUGCAUAUGCAGUUCCAGAUAUUUUCAUUAAUUAUUUUGAAACUAUUAUCUUUCAUGUGUUUACUAUCAGAAUCCCUUGUUAACACCUAUUUUAUGUAUUUUAUUUUUUUAGCAUAUAACAGUGGUAUCCUUGAAAUUCACUGAUUUUUAUUUAGCAUUAAAGCCAGCAAAUAAAAACAUAUUAAGCAUAUUUGUAAAAAAAACAAAACACAAAAACAAACAAAACAAACAGGCAGGCUUUAUCAAAUGUCAGCAAUUGUGUUGUACAGGUAUUAUAUUUUUUCUAAUUAUAUUUCAGCCUGUAGGGGGAGCUCUGUAUUUAUUUGUGUUUUUUUUUUACAUAAUUCUUUGUCGCAUUUAUUCCACUCUCGUUCAAAAAACAUCUGCAUAAUCCCCAUAAAAAAGUUUUAAAAUAAUCUAUUGUUAAUAUUUUCUAGACGUAGGUAGAAUUGCUCUCUAGUGAUUUCAUAUUUUUAAAUAAACCAGUCAUGUUUGUAAUGAUAAACAAAGCAGACGACUGAAAACAUAGUUGUACAUGCAAAUACAAACUAUUAACACUUCACGAUAAAGUAACAUAAGUGCAUUUAAAAAAUGAAAGCUAUAUAAAAAAGAUGGACACCUUAGUUAAUAAUCCAAAUGUCUUUAUUCUACAAACAAAGUAAAUCAAACAAAAAUACAAAACAAACACUGUUACAAAACGAUAACAACCAGUGAUAGAGGCUAUAAAACAUGCUCUAAAUCAAACAGGCAUACAAGUUCACUUGUAUAUUACUUCAAAGAGUUGGACACGUGUAUAGAACAAAGCCACAACAUUUUGUCACAGCUACUCGUGCCUUUCUCAAGGGAUCACCACUCGUUUAAAUAACGAAAAAACCUCUGUUUGAUCUAUAUGGAAACAAAUAUAUGCCUACCUGUCUGGCCUGUCUAUCAGUCCUUCAGUCUGUCUGCCUGAGCCUUGUCAGAUCUGUCUUUUUUUAUUUCCAUAUGUGUGUCUUUGAGUCUGUCAGUCUUAUCAAUCUGUUGCAAAGCAGUCCCAGGAUGCAACUGAUAUGCUUAACAGUAGUAUGGGAUAUUUGUUCAUCUAUGGUGAUACAGGGAGAUGGGGGAUUGCAAAACAAAUAUAUUGGAGAAAAUGUAUCAACAUGUUCUGUUCUAAAAAGUGAUCUUAAGUACUGAAAGUAGGGCAAUUACCAUGGAAACUAGAGUAACCAAUAGAUGCAUUCCAUUGACAAUGUUUUACACAUUUGCCCCACUUUGUAGAACAGAACACUUUGAUAAACUUCUUACUUACUUUUUUUCAAUACUGCUUAUUACAUCUAGAAUCAGAGAACAUUGCGCCAGAAAAUAUAUUUUGGAAGUAUAAUUGAUUUCCUUUAUAUCUGCAUAUUUGACACAAAACACACAUUUUCAUUGCAUUAAAUAUAAUUGGAUUGGAUUCAAUUCGUUAUUUCACUCACUUUAGGUUAACUAAAUAUCUUUAAUUUCUUUAUUUAUUUCAUUAAAGAAAAGUCAUUAUUACAUUUUCUUUUGACUUCUUAGCGUUGUAAACUGGAAGCUGCUAUAACUGAGGCAGAAGAACGCGGAGAAGCCGCUGUCAAAGAUGCCAGGAACAAACUUGCUGAGUUGGAGGCUGCUUUACAGAAGGCCAAGCAGGACAUGGCUCGCCAACUGCGAGAAUACCAGGAGCUGAUGAAUGUGAAACUAGCACUGGAUAUUGAGAUCGCCACCUACAGGAAGAUGCUGGAAGGAGAGGAGGGCAGGUUAGUAUAAAGAGCUACUUUUUUUAGCCUAUUUAUUGUUAAGCGUGCCUUCUCUUAAAGCAAAAACUCACUAGAAACUGAGCAUUGCAAGGUAACAGAAAGUAAUUAGCAACAUCUAUUUUAAAUAUAGGAUGAAUAUCUACCAAACGUAAUAAUACAAAAUAUUAUGAUUUUUUUAAAGGUAUAAAUAAUAAACUGAUAUACACUCUCAUUUAUAUGCAUGUACUUGGGUUAUAUGUUAUAAUUAUAUAAAUUAACUGUUGACAUUUGUCAAAGUAAGGUCCAGGUUCCAAUCAAGAACAGGUACUACAGUUGGUGCAUUAGCCAGCAGAGUAAUUUUAUCUGUAAACUGCUAUUCAAGGACACAACAAAUAUCAAAAUCAGGUAUAUAUUUAUUUGGUAAUCAAGACCACACAAAGUGGAGGCAUUUCAAUUAUAAGGAUUUCAUUGUGUGAUUUUCCUCUGAAACGUUACAAAUAAUUAACACAGGAUGAAAAACCCAGUUGUAGAACAUUUUGUGGUUAUCACUGAGUAAAAUAAUGUAACUCUUAUGCACCUUGCAUGUUUGCUCAUUACCUGUGUUUGAGAAUGUAGAUUCCCAAAAAACUAGUCAUCAUUCUAUAAUCUAUAAUUCGUGAAACAAUACACAAAAAGAAACAAGACCGCAGGAAAAAAACAGUAUAGGAAACUGCAAAAACCAAACUUAUGGGGAUUUAUGUAAUUUAAUAAAACCAUGUAUAUACAUCAUAUGUUGAGAUAGUAUUAUAUAAAAUUAUGGAACAAUGCCCUUUAUUUUUGUUUCUAGAAUUGGUCAAGAUGGACACGACUCUGUUAGCAUAUGUAAGUACAUGACAUGCUUUUUUCUAAUAACUGUUUUAAAAAUAAAACUGCUAAGAAAGUAAAAUUACAUUUUUCAUAAUGUUAUUAAAUUAUUAUUUAAUAAUAAAUCAUAAUUUAGGGCUAUUUUAGUUUUUCAACAUAUUAUGCAACUGCUUGGAGGAUAAGUGAUAUCUCUCACCAAAGAGUAUUUAAAGAUGGCUGACCACAUGGAGCCAUUAAAGUCAGGAGGACUAAAAAGGGUUAUUAAGUUUUAUUUAAAAAAAAAAAAAAAAAUGGUAUGCCCCCUAAUUUAAAUUUGUAGGGUUUUCCCCUUAUCAGCAAAUAUACAUACAAUAUUGAGAUUCAGCUAUGCAUCUAUGAAGGGAUAAACAAACAGCAGAUUGUGAAGUACUUCAAAAUGCAAUAACAUCUACCCUCUAGAAAUACACUCAAAGAAAGAUAUGAAGUUUUGCACCUUCGGAUGCCUCACCCAUUUAAGUUUGGGGUCUAGUGUUGACAGAUUAAAUUGAAAAAUUAGAUUAAGUUGAAGAAAAAACCUAUUUUCAGUACUUUAAAGUGACUUAGUGUGUGCAAAUCAGCAAUUAAAUAAAUAAAUAAGUUAAAAUUGGUCCAACGCGUUUCUUCCACCUCAGUGGACUUCUUUAGAGACACAAUAAAAAAUGAAGUAAAAAUACAAAUAAAUACAAUCACCUUUUUGUGAUUGUAAACUUCAGCAAGCACUGAGCCUAAUCUUUCAGGGUUAGAAAGUACAGAUGAAUAUAUUUUAGCAUGUAUUUAAUUGUGUUUGUCUUUUCUUGAAUUCCAGCUGUGAUCAGCAAUACUACAGGAUCAGCACACGGUGGAAGUGGCCAUCACCACAAAGGUGGCUUCAGCUCUUCUAGCUAUGCCAAAGGAAAACAUGGUCAUCACUGUUAAAUAGUUGCAGCUCUGAUGUCAUCAGCCCUACAUCCAGUGUUCACUAUUUUAUUUUUUUUUGCCAAAAUAUAGAUUAAAUCAUUUGCAUUUUGCAAGCAUCUCUUAGGUGCUAUCUUAUAAUUGCUUUGUCUCUGUAUGCUCAGUCUUGUGGAAUGGACAUAUGUUUCAGACUCAUCGAUAUUGGAACAUUUUGAACCUUGUUUCAAACACCUUAAAUCUAUACUUCUCUCUAUAAAUUGUUGAUUCUAUAUUUUUCCAUCAUACUCAUCAAAUGUUACUUUGAAUGAAAGAAAAGAAAAACAUUCAAGAAUUAUCUACUAUAGUAUCAUUAAUGAAUAGUAAUUUAGCUAAGCUAAAACCUCAUACAUGUUCUCUCUGAUAUUUAUGAUUAAAAAAGUGAAAUAUGUGUCCUCCCCCCAAAAAAUUGAAUGUCACAUUUAUUUCUGCUUAAUUUGUUGUUUUCUGCAUUGCUGUAUUUCAAAAUUAAACUGCAUUUCAAAUGAUAAUGUUUAAUGCUUCUUUAUUUUAUCUAUUUAUU
This is a messenger RNA of Pelobates cultripes (western spadefoot toad), 13109 nucleotides long. The record is from the annotation of a GenBank genome assembly. Lineage: Eukaryota; Metazoa; Chordata; Amphibia; Anura; Pelobatidae.